Molecule: messenger RNA, 1794 nt
Organism: Nicotiana attenuata
Lineage: Eukaryota; Viridiplantae; Streptophyta; Magnoliopsida; Solanales; Solanaceae
Exons: 4
Coding region: 1-1794 (597 amino acids)
Source: RefSeq, a predicted model, not a curated record
AUGGCUAGCAAAGAAUUAGACGCAAGUGUUGUUGACCCACAGAGAGAGAUGGUGGAAUAUGAGUUUGGUUUGAAAGAAGAUCAUGCACCAGGCUUCACCCCUUACCACCACUAUCCCGGCACCUCAACCCAAAUUGUCCAAGCUCCCCCUGCCAAAGCAACCACAUACUCUGCUCCGCCAGCUACCCCUGUCUUCGUAGCCCCUCUGCGAGCUAUCCUCCAUCGAUCUUCUAGUGAGCCGGCAUUCCAAGCCCAGGAUAACCAAUACUAUGCCCCAGAGCCCACUUUCAAAGUCCCGGAUCAUUACUCCUACACUCCUCAUUUUGAACUUCCUGUCGAAACCGAGAAGCCACCCAAAAACGCGGAGCAAGAGGAGAUAUUUAGGAAGUCAUAUGCUCAACCCCCUCCUUACCCGCAAUGGCAUGCACCAGCUCCACAAAAUCCUUAUCCACCUCCACAAAAAUACCGAAACUCUACUGGUCCAAGCUUUCGACCCAGGCCGGAGUAUAGAAAGGAAAGGCAGCAGCGAAAGCAAACUUUCACCCAGCUCGGGGAGUCUUAUGCUAGUUUGUUUCAGAGGUUAAGGCAGUUGGAUGUUUUGAGGCCGAUUGAGUUAAAACUACCAAAUCCCCCUCCAAAGAACCUGGAUUAUUCCCUCAGGUGCGCAUAUUGUUCUGAUGCUCCGGGGAACGACACAGAAAAGUGUUGGCAUUUGAAGAGCGCCAUCCAAGAGCUUAUCGAUACAAACCAAAUUAUGGUCCAGAGCCCGGAAGCUCCGAACAUCAAUCAAAAUCCAUUGCCAGCCCAUGCUGAAACGCACAUGAUUGAGAUAGUGUAUAAGGAUGGGGAUCCCGAGAAGCCUUCAAAGUCUGUCAUGAUUAUCCGUGCCAGUGAAGCAAAGCAAGGAAUGCCGAAAGUGGUUGUGCCGCGGGCUGCAAGUAAGCCUUUCAUAAUCGUGGAAGGGGCUCGCAUUGACCCUAUUAUUAUUAAACAUGUGACCCAGCAGCCGAUAAAUAACACCAAGGCUGUUCCAUGGAAUUACAAGCAAGUGAUAGUAACUUAUAAAGGGAAAGAAGUGGAAGAGGAAGUUAAUGAAACCCAGGGGUUGACUCGUUUGGGGAGAUGCUUUACCCCAGAGGAAUUAAGGAAAGCUGAGCCAUUCAAAGAUAACCCAAUCCCGGUAAAGAAUCCAGUUACCGAGGAGGAGGCGAAAGAAUUCUUGAGAAAAAUGAAGGUGCAGGAUUACUCCAUCGUGGAACAAUUAAGGAAGACGCCCGCUCAGAUUUCUCUUCUAUCACUGUUGAUACAUUCAGACGAGCACCGCCGGGCCCUCAUGAAGAUUUUGAAUGAGGCACGUGUCCCUGAUAUGAUUACAGUGAACCAUUUGGAGAAGAUUGCCAACAAGAUAUUCGAGGCAAACAGGAUCACUUUCUCGGAUGACGAGCUGCCUUUGGAGGGUACAAAACACAAUCGAGCUCUUUAUCUCACCGUGAAAUGCGAGGAUCUGUGGUCUCGAGGGGGGAAAGAUUCUAUUGGCGAUAUCAUGCUCGAAUUGACAAUAGGACUAGUUGAAUUUACUAUGGAGUUCCAGGUGUUAGAUGUGGCCGUUUCCUACAAUUUACUUUUGGGUAGACCCUGGAUACAUGUUGCCAAGGCAGUCCCUUCUUCCCUGCACCAGAUGGCAAAGUUCAAGUGGGACAGACAGGAAAUCGUUGUGCAUGGUGAUGAGAACUUAUGUGCUUACAAUGAUACAUCCGUCCCGUUUAUUGAAGCCGAAUAUGAUAAAGGGCCUUAG